AUGAGGUUGGCAGACGCCAUCACCCCGUGUGACGAUGGGCUGCAGACCCAGGAAGCUGUCUUUCCCUUGAGCCGGCUGAGCAUGCAGCCCGCGAACUCCGGGCAACCCUUGAGUCUUCCCCGGGAUGACCAGGUGUACAGAGCCCCUGAGGGCGGAAUUAUAGCCCUGGAGGGGGCCUUGGCCUCAGUACCUUCCAUAGCGGUGCUGGGCGUCCCAUUCUGCCCACACACCUCCGUCCAAGCGGCCCAGGUGGUCUCCAUUCACCCCAGCCUCGAGGUCUGCACUUCAGCCUUUGCCCUUCGGAGCAGAGCCUGCGGGGGAGACACGGGCCUGGAUGUGGAGACCUUGAGAGGAUGUUUUACCCAGACACAGAGCAAAGUUAUUAGCUAUGAAGAAUGCAUCACACAGAUUUAUUUUCUCACAUUCUUUGCAGUGUUGGACAUCUUUCGCCUGACAGUGAUGGCCUGUGACGACUUUGUGGCCAUCUGUCACCCCCUGCACUACACAGUCAUCAUGAACCCCUGGUACUGUGGACCGCUGGUACUGAUGUCCUGGAUCAUGAGUGUCCUGAAUUCCUUGUUACAAAGCUUAACAACAUGACGACUGUCCUUCUGCACAAACUUUGAAAUCCCCCACUUUUUCUGUGAACUCAAUCAGAUGAUCCAACUUGGCUGUUCUGACACCUUUCUUAAUAACAUAGUGAUGUAUUUUGCAGCCGUCCUGCUAGGUGGUGGCCCUUUUUUUUGGGUAUUUUUUUGUUCAUCUUCCAAAAUAAUUUCCUCCAUAUGUGGAAUUUCAUCAGCUCAGGGGAAGUAUAAAGCAUUUUCCACCUGUUCUGCACAGCUGACGGUGCUCUCAUCUUUCUGGAAUGUGUGCCUGUGUUUCCACCAGGCCGUGGACCAGCCGGCGGAGUCUGGGACCUGCUCCGGGGUUGUACCAGCUCAGCCACCCUGGACGCUCUCCAGGCCCUGGUUUCUUCGCCUCCCGGCCCCCCUGCUCUGA
Molecule: messenger RNA, 1002 nt
Organism: Balaenoptera acutorostrata (minke whale)
Lineage: Eukaryota; Metazoa; Chordata; Mammalia; Artiodactyla; Balaenopteridae
Product: olfactory receptor 1571-like
Exons: 5
Biological process (GO): G protein-coupled receptor signaling pathway
Cellular component (GO): membrane
Molecular function (GO): olfactory receptor activity
Source: RefSeq, a predicted model, not a curated record